Messenger RNA from Aspergillus bombycis, 399 nucleotides. Its product is annotated as cupin domain-containing protein. The record is from RefSeq and is a predicted model, not a curated record. Bases 1 to 399 code for a protein of 132 amino acids. The transcript has a single exon. NCBI's taxonomy places the organism in Eukaryota, Fungi, Ascomycota, Eurotiomycetes, Eurotiales, Aspergillaceae.
AUGCCGGAAACAAUCAUCAUCCCCAGCUCCUCCAACGGUGGCCAAGUCACCAUCAAACCCACCGCCACAUUCACGGGUGAUGUUUACCUCGACAUCUUGCAUAUGGAUGAGAAGGCUGCCAUUGCCAAUGUUACUUUCACUCCCUGUGCGCGGACAUAUUGGCACACCCAUGAAGAAGGGCAAUUUCUGAAAGUCGUAGCCGGUUCUGGUUGGAUCUGUGACGAGGGUAGCGAGCCACGCCGCAUCAAUAUGGGAGACCUGAUCUGGGCUCCGGCGGGAACAACCCACUGGCAUGGAGCUGAUGAUGAUAGCAUUAUGACACACUUCGUGAUCGGUUUGGGCAAGACCACAUGGCACGGUCCAGUGACGGAUGAACAGUAUGAUGUCAAAAAGGAUUAG